This is a messenger RNA of Suillus subaureus, 1349 nucleotides long. RefSeq lists its product as uncharacterized. Lineage: Eukaryota; Fungi; Basidiomycota; Agaricomycetes; Boletales; Suillaceae. Bases 96 to 1349 code for a protein of 417 amino acids. Gene Ontology annotation, cellular component: Golgi apparatus. The record is from RefSeq and is a predicted model, not a curated record. The transcript has 4 exons. Gene Ontology annotation, molecular function: GTPase activator activity; metal ion binding. Gene Ontology annotation, biological process: endocytosis; intra-Golgi vesicle-mediated transport; endoplasmic reticulum to Golgi vesicle-mediated transport.
GACCCUGCCCUGACACGUUUUAGGAAUGAGGCUGAUUUCUCCUCCGAAACACUGUUCAUCUUGAUUCUAACCAUUUCGCUUUCUCGUCGACCAUCAUGUCUAGGCAAGAUAAAGCCACGACUGAGAGAAAUGCUAAAAUUCUCAAAGAUUUGGUCAAGCGAUCAGACAAUAAGGUCUGUGCAGAUUGCAAGCGGAACGAUCCUCGUUGGGCAUCAUGGAAUUUGUGUGUUUCACAUUUCCGCUUCUGCUCUAGCCUGACCAUGCUUUCCAGAGGUGUCUUCCUGUGCAUUCGCUGUUCAGGCAUCCAUCGUGGCAUGGGAACGCAUAUCAGCCGCGUCAAGUCCGUCGAUCUCGAUAUCUGGACACAGGAACAGAUGGAGUCGAUUCAGAAAUGGGGGAAUCGCCGUGCUAACUUGUACUGGGAAUCCCAUCUAAAGUCUGGACAUGUCCCCCCAGACCACAAAAUGGAGUCAUUCAUACGUUCGAAAUAUGAGUCUCGCAGAUGGGCACUUGAUGGACCCCCGCCGUCCGAUCCAUCGAUUCUUGAGACUGAAACUUCGAAUGGGCCUAGUUCACAAGCUGCUGAGCAACCGCCCCCUGCGGCUACGCAAUCCUCACGCUCAGCGCAUAUAACAAAUACCAGUAUCUCUGGUGCAAGAUCAGCAUCUCCAAUACUCCAGACCCACAUCACAACACGCCAGCCUCAAUCCCGCCAGUUGCUCUCCUCCGCAAUUGCCGGCAGAGCAAUCAACUCUGAACUCACUAUCGUCACUUCUCCCACAUCUGCUGCACCUCAACCAACAUUGGCGCAGCCAGCCCCUCCAUCUCAAGAUGACCUAUUCUCACUGGACUUCCAUGCACCCGCUCAAAAGGUAGCUUCAUCGCCGCCAUCUAAAGAUAUGAAAUCAGACAUCAUGUCCCUCUUUUCCUCUGCUCCCGCUGCUACCCCCAGUCAUUCCAACCUGUCGACAGGUGCCGGUUCCAGUGCUUUUGGCACUUUUGCGUCACCUUCUCAGCCACAAUCCGCAUGGGAUCAGCCUGGAAGCGCCCCUCAGGCCCAACCUCAGCCUACAAGCAUGAUGGGGACUAGCGGCACUGCUUUGUGGGGCGCUUCUUCUGGCUGGAACGCUACUCCUGUUACACCCUCCCAAAACACACUAUGGGGGAGCUCAGUAAUUCCUACGGCACAACAACCCCAGUCUCAGACGAACUCGUUUAACACAAAUGAUAUCUGGGGAUCGUCUGUCUCUGCACCCAGUAACGCCAACAACCCUUUGGGCACUUCUCAGGCGCACCCUGCGCCCAAGAAGGACGAUGCGUUCGGAGAUCUGUGGGGUGACUUUAAGUAG